Rubroshorea leprosula is the source of this 647-nucleotide messenger RNA. The record is from the annotation of a GenBank genome assembly. NCBI's taxonomy places the organism in Eukaryota, Viridiplantae, Streptophyta, Magnoliopsida, Malvales, Dipterocarpaceae.
CACACCCCUUCCCUUCUACUUCUAGCACCUUAAAAACAUGGAAACUCAACAUGUUCACAAGAUCUUCAGUGCGGCAUGACGUCCUUGCUGUUGGUGGCAUUCAUGGCCACAAUUUCAGUUGCUUCACUGGACAGUCGGACAUACAUUGUUCGCAUGGACGAGUCCAAGAUGAAAACCUCCUAUCCUUCUGCUGCUAAUUCCAAAGGAAUGUUUGGAGAAAUGCUUGAUUCAAUUUCCCAACUCUCCACUGAUUCAGAAGCAACAUCACCUCCCCGCCUACUUUAUGCAUAUGACACUGCAAUCUUUGGUUUUGCUGCCAAGCUUUCCCCUAUGCACCUAGAAUCAAUAAGAAACUGUUACAAUAUAAUGCUGAAAUGAGUUUUUGCUUUGGUGUCAAUUUCUUUGCUUAGCUGUCAAUUUCUGGUUUACGUGUCUUCAAGAUAAAUUGCAGGAUUAGUUGAUUAUUUGACAGAGUCCAAGUUUGUUAUUUAGUCUUUACUUAGUGGAGUAUGGUUCCUUAUUUUUAGAGAUAAGAUUAGUUUCCUUUUUUCAGAUCAUGUAGUCAUCGUGUCCUUGUAUUGUGCAAUCUGUUGCUCUACAUUUUCUAUUUAAAUGGGCACAGAUCAGUUGAAUAAAUUCUCAAUUCA